Talpa occidentalis (Iberian mole) is the source of this 8160-nucleotide messenger RNA. It is a transcript of the gene KNTC1, whose product is annotated as kinetochore associated 1. The transcript has 64 exons. Gene Ontology annotation, cellular component: kinetochore microtubule; RZZ complex; cytoplasm. The record is from RefSeq and is a predicted model, not a curated record. Gene Ontology annotation, biological process: mitotic sister chromatid segregation; protein localization to kinetochore involved in kinetochore assembly; mitotic spindle assembly checkpoint signaling. Bases 269 to 6895 code for a protein of 2208 amino acids. Gene Ontology annotation, molecular function: small GTPase binding. Lineage: Eukaryota; Metazoa; Chordata; Mammalia; Eulipotyphla; Talpidae.
GGGGUCGAGAAGACGCUCGAAAGCGUAGAGAACCGAAGGGGUGGAGCGACUUCCUGCUUCGCGUCUCAAGCCAUCUUGGCCCGCCCCGGCCGCCGUCAAAGGGGUUGGGCUUGGUGUUCUCCCGCCAAUUCAAAUCGUGGCUUGGAAUGUAAUGAGAUUAGUGGCGGUUUGGGGAGUCAGGAAGAGGGGCGCGACCCCCGUUCCUCUUUAGUUUCUUCAGCUGCAGGGAAGGCAGUGGUUCCUGACUUAGGAACACAAUCUGAGGAACAUGUGGAACGAUAUUGAGCUGCUAACAAGUGAUGAUACAGGAAGUGGGUACCUCAGUGUUGGUUCAAGAAAAGAACAUGGAACUGCUUUAUAUCAAGUAGAUUUACUAGCGAAGAUCUCCUCGGAAAAGGCCUCUUUCAAUCCAAAAAUACAAGCGAGCAGCUUAAAUGAUGGGUUUAUUGUUGUAGCCGACCAGUCGGUGAUAUUGCUGGACAGCACUUGUAGGUCACUUCAGUUGCAUCUUAUAUUUGAUACUGAAGUGGAUGUAGUUGGCCUUUGUCAAGAAGGAAAGUUUCUUUUGGUUGGGGAAAGAAGUGGCAACUUACAUCUCAUUCAUGUAACCUCAAAGCAAACCUUACUCACUACCGCAUUUGUUCAGAAGACUGAUGAUGAGAAGCAACGCACUUACCAGAGUCUUGUUAUUGAGAAAGAUGAUUCAAGUGAAGGUUCCUAUUCCAUGCUGCUUCUGACAAGCAGUGGAUUUUUUUAUAUUACAAACCUCCAGCUUGUAGGAAUUCAACAAGCAAUCGAGAAUGCUGACUUCAAUGCCGCAAAGAAGUUACAAGGAGAAAUCAAGUCCAGUUUUAUUUCCACUGAAAAGUAUCAUCCUCUUGGUUGUCUCAAUCUUGUGGCUGGCGAUUUAACUAGUGAAAUUCCUGUGAUAAUUGGGGGAACUGGCAAUUGUGCAUUCUCAAAAUGGGAACCGGUUUCUUCCAGAAAAGGAAUGACAGUUAAGAAUGUUAUUGAUGCAGAGAUUAUUAAAGGUGCAAAGAAGUUCCAGCUGAUAGACAAUCUACUUUUUGUUCUUGAUACCGAUAAUGUGCUGAGCUUAUGGGAUGUUUACACUCUGUCUCCCAUAUGGAACUGGCCCUCUCUUUCCGUGGAAGAGUUUCUUCUCACCACGGAAGCAGAUUCACCUUCAUCAGUUACCUGGCAAGGAAUUACAAAUCUCAAAUUAGUAGCUCUGACAACUACUACUAAUAAGAAGGUGAAAAACUUCAUGGUUUAUUCAUUACCUACAAUGGAAAUCCUCUAUUCUUUGGAAGUAUCUGGUGUUUCUUCUCUGGUCCAAACAGGAAUUAGCACAGAUACCAUAUAUCUUCUGGAAGGAAUUUACAAAAGUGAUCCACAACCAUCUGAAGACUCAGUGUCUGUUUUAGUCCUCAGAUGUCUUACAGAAGCUUUACCAGAAAAUAGGUUGAGUCGGUUACUGCACAAACACAGAUUUGCGGAAGCUGAGAGCUUUGCCAUUCAGUUUGGACUAGAUGUGGAGCUUGUUUACAAGGUAAAAGCAAAUGAUAUCCUGGAGAAAUUAGCUUUGACUUCUGUGGACACCAGCGAGCAGUGCAGGUGGCAGGACCUUGUAGAUGAAGCUAAGGAAAACCUAUGUAAGAUUCAGGAUGAUGAGUUCGUGGUGAACUACUGUCUGGAGGCUCAGUGGGUAACCUAUGAAACGACCCAGGAAAUGCUCAGUUAUGCCAAAGCCAGGCUUUUGAAGAAAGAAGAUAAAACUGUUCCUGUCUAUUCUGAUGGCUUAAAAGAGGUACUAAAAGCUCAAGCAAAGUUGACCACUUUUUAUGGAGCAUUUGGACCAGAAAAAUUCAGUGGUAGUUCUUGGAUUGAAUUUCUGAAUAAUGAAGAUGAUCUGAGGGAUAUCUUCCUGCAGCUGAGAGAAGGGAACCUGGUUUGUGCACAGUACCUUUGGCUUAGAAAUCGGGCAAACUUUGAAAGCCGAUUUGAUGUGAAAAUGCUUGAGCACUUGCUCAACUCAAUUUCUACACCAGUCUCUUUGCAAAAGCUUUGUCCCUGGCUUAAAAAUGAUGUGAUCCCAUUUGUGAGAAGGACUAUACCUGAAGGACAGAAAAUUCUUGCAAAAUGGUUGGAGCAGGCAGCCAGGAACCUUGAAUUAACUGAUAAGGCAAACUGGCCAGAAAAUGGGCUUCAGUUGACAGAGAUAUUUUUUACAGCAGAAAAACCAAAUGAGUUGGGAUUGGCAUCCUCUUGGCACUGGAUUUCCUUGAAGGAUUAUCAAAACACAGAGGAAGUUUGUCAGUUACGGACUUUGGUGAAUAACAUGCGGGAGUUGAUCACCUUGCACAGGAAAUACAACUGCAAACUGGCUCUCUCUGAUUUUGAGAAGGAGAACACGACCACCAUUGUGUUCCGAAUGUUUGAUAAAGUGCUGGCCCCAGAGCUCAUCCCUUCUGUCCUGGAGAAGUUUAUAAGAGUUUACAUGAGGGAACAUGACUUGCAAGAGGAAGAACUUCUCUUACUGUACAUAGAGGAUUUGCUGAAGAGAUGUAGCUCCAAGUCCACGUCGCUCUUUGAGACAGCGUGGGAAGCGAAGGCCAUGGCGGUCAUUGGGUGUUUGUCAGACACAGAUCUCAUAUUCGAUGCUGUGCUGAAGAUCAUGUACGCAGCUGUGGUGCCCUGGAGUGCGGCUGUGGAGCAGCUGGUGAAGCAGCACUUAGAAAUGGACCAUCCCAAAGUCAAAUUAUUGCAGGAAAGUUACAAACUAAUGGAGAUGAAAAAACUUUUACGCGGCUAUGGAAUAAGGGAGGUGAAUCUCUUAAACAAGGAUAUAAUGAGGGUGGUCCGCUACAUUCUCAAACAAGACAUCCCAUCUUCGUUGGAAGACGCUUUAAAGGUGGCCCAGGCCUAUAUGUUGCCUGAUGAUGAAAUCUACAGUCUGAGGAUGAUUGACCUGAUGGACAGAGAGCAGGGUGAAGACUGUAUAUCUCUAUUGAGGUCUCUGCCUCCUGCCCAGGCUGAGAAAACUGCAGAAAGAGUCAUCAUCUGGGCACGACUGGCAUUACAAGAAGAACCAGAUAAUUCUGAAGAGGACAAGGCCUGGAGGAUGUCUGUAGCAAAGACAGCGGUGGACAUUCUUAAAAUGCUGUGUGACAGCCAAAAAGACAAUCUGCAGAAGAAGGAUGAAUGUGAAGACAACUUAAAACUGCUUAAAACGAUUGCUAGCCUACAGGAGAACUUUGAGGUCUUCCUGGCAUUUGGAGACUACAGCAGCAGCUCCCUGGUGGCCGAGCUCCGAGAACGGCACAUAAAAGCUCACCAGGUGGUGCGGGCUGAACACAAACCCAGCAGCACCUCCGAGCCCGGGGCCAUGGCAGGGAGUGGCCCGAGCGCCUGGGCAAAGCUGCACAGACAGGCGCUGGCCCUGCAGGUGUCCACACCCGAGCUGGAGGCCGAGCUGGCCUGGAAGGCCUUGAAGGAUGGGAAUGUCAAAACGGUGCUGGAAAAAUGCAGGGGCCUGUUUCAGUAUCACCGCGUCGCCAACACCGGGAGGUGGCUGUUCCUGACGUGUCAGAAACUGUGUCACAUGUUGGCCAACGACAUCCCGAUGGUGACCCCAGUGGGACUGAAUCUCCCUUCCGAGAUCCAUGACCUGGCAUGCCAGGCCGCCACCAUCUGCAGUCCAGAUAUGUUACUUGAUGCUCUAGAACUGUGUAAAUACACCUUGACGGCUGUCCAGCUUUCCCAGCAGUGCCAGAUGGAUGACUGUGGCAUUCUGAUGAAAACUGCGUUGGGAACUCAGAAAGACCCCUAUGAGGAGUGGUCCUACAAUGACUUCUUCAGCGAGGAUGGGAUCGUUCUCGAGUCCCACGUGGUGCUGCCUGUCAUUUAUGAAUUGAUUUCAUCACUCACGCCUGCAGCUGAAGGCAAGCGACAUCCCCUGAAUUCCACAAGUUUGCCAUACUGCUCCAUCAGUGAAGGAGACAACCUUAUCUUACCUAUUAUAAGUUCCAUCUCCGCCCUGCUUCAGAACCUUCAGGAAUCCAGCCAGUGGGAGCUGGCCCUGGGAUUUUUAGUGUGCUCUUUUGGUAUCUGUCUGCAGCACUCGGUGUCAAACUUCAUGAAUGCCAGUUUGAGUGAAAAGUUGUUUGGAGAGGCCACCUUGAUCACUUCAAGGCAUGUUGUGAUGGACUUGAAAGAAAAGGCCGUCACAUUUAUCAGGGGAAACGCUACGAGACUGCUGCACAAGGUAUUUAACUGCCGCCUGGUGGACCUUGACUUGGCAUUGGGUUACUGCACUCUCCUACCCCAAAAAGAAGUGUUCGAAAAUCUCUGGAAGCUCAUCGAUAAAGCUUGGCAGAAUUACGACAAAAUUUUGGCAAUAUCUCUGGUGGGCGCUCAGCUGGCCAGUCUCUGUCAGGACAUAGAAAUGGAGCUGAAGUUCCGUGAGCUCAGUACCGAUGCUCUGUGGGGUAUCCGUCUCGGUAAACUUGGUAUUUCUUUUCAACCAGUUUUCAGACAACAUUUUCUCACCAAGAAAAACCUCAUUAAAGCUCUUGUGGAGAAUGUAGAUAUGGACACAAGCCUCAUUCUAGAAUAUUGCAACACCUUUCAGCAGGACUGUGACGCGGCUCUCCAGCUGUUCAUCGAGACGCUGCUUCGCAACUCAAAUGCCAGCCAGGGCCAGGGAGACGCCAGCAGGGAAGCCACAGAGCAGCAGCACCCCAAACUCCUGGCCAAAGCGGUGGAGAUGGUGCCUUUGCUGACGAGCACGAAAGAUCUGGUCAUCAGCCUGAGUGGGAUCCUGUGUAAGUUGAAUCCCUAUGAUUAUGAAAUGAUUGAAGUUGUCCUGAAAGUUAUAGAAAGAGCCGAUGAAAAGAUAACCAACAUUAAUAUUAAUCAGGCAUUGAGUCUUCUGAAGCAUUUGAAGUCGUACAGAAGAAUCUCCCCGCCAGUGGACCUAGAAUACCAGUAUAUGUUGGAACACAUGAUAACACUGCCUGCAGCUGCCCAAACUAGACUGCCUUUUCACCUGAUAUUCUUUGGCACAGCACAGAACUUCUGGAAAAUUCUCUCCACAGAACUCAGCGAAGAAUCCUUCCCCACCUUGCUCUUAAUUUCUAAAUUAAUGAAGUUCUCUUUGGAUACUUUGUACGUGUCCAUAGCCAAACACGUGUUUGAAAAAAAGCUGAAGCCCAAACUCCUGAAGUUAACACAAGCUAAACCCUCACUCCUGAUGAACAAGGAAUUAACCAAGAUCACACAAACCAUUGAGUCCUACUUACUGUCUAUCGUUAACCCGGAGUGGGCUGUUGCUAUUGCCAUCAGCCUGGCCCAAGAAAUCCCAGAAGGUUCCUUCAAGAUGUCCAGUCUGAAAUUCUGCCUGUACUUGGCCAAGCGGUGGCUACAGAAUGUCCCACCUCAGGGUGAGAAGCACGAGAAGGCGGAGGCUUUGCUGAAGAAGCUUCACAUCCAGUACCGGCGGUCGGGCACCGAGGCUGUGCUCAUCGCCCACAAGCUGAACACCACCGAGUACCUACAAGCCAUCGGGAAGCCAGCGCACCUCAUUGUCAGCCUGUACGAGCACCGCAGCAUCAGCCAGAGGAUCCAGAAUUCAUCUGGCAGAGACUAUCCUGAUAUUCAUGCAGCAGCUAAGGAAAUAGCUGACGUGAACGACAUUAACUUGGAGAAAAUCUGGGACAUGUUGCUGGAGAGGUGGCUGUGCCCGUCCCUGAACCCUGAAAAAUUGUCAGAACUAUUUGAACUUCAAGAAGAUGAAGCACUACAGAGAGUCCUGUAUCUCCUCCAGUCUUGGCCGAUGGAUCACAGUUCAAGGAUUCUCUUUCUUCUGGCCACAUCAGCUACGACUACGCUGGGUACGUGCCAGUUGACCUUUGCCCACAGGACGCGAGCUCUUCAGUGCCUCCUCUCUUUGGCUGACAAGGAAACAGUAGAAUCCCUCUUCAAAAAGCCCCUUGAGAAAGUGAAAUCGUACAUGAAAUGUAUAACUUUCCUGGCAUCCUUUGAGGCUUUGAACAUCCCCAUCACAUAUGAAUUAUUUUGCAACAGUCCUAAGGAAGGAAUGAUUAAGGGUCUGUGGAAGAACCACAGCCACGAACCCAUGGCGGUAAGGUUGGUGACGGAACUUUGUCUGGAAUACAAGAUCUUUGACCUGCAGCUUUGGAACGGACUCUUGCAAAAACUUCUUGGCUUUAAUAUGAUUCCUUACCUAAGGAAAGUUUUAACAACCAUUUCCAGUGUCCAUUCUCUGUGGCAGGUUCCCUACUUCAGCAAGGCCUGGCAGCGCGUGGUGCAGAUACCACUUCUCUCAGCCUCAUGUCCCUUAAGCCCCAGUCAAUUGUCAGAGUGUUGCGAGAGUCUCAUCGCUGUGCUGGAGUGUCCGGUCUCCGGCGACCUCGACAUGGUUGGCGUUGCCAGGCUGUAUGCCCAGCUGGGGCUGCCAGCCUUCGCGGUCGCCUGCCUGAUGCUCAUGCCCCACUCGGAGAGGAGACACCAGCAAAUUAAGAACUUUCUGGGCUCAUGCGAUCCUCAGAUCAUUUUACAACAGUUAGAAGAGCACAUGAAUACUGGCCAGUUAGCAGGAUUUUCACAUCAAAUUAGAAGUCUGGUUCUGAAUGAUAUCAUAAAUAAAAAGGAGUUUGGAAUUUUGGCCAAGACAAAAUAUUUUUCGGUGUUGAAAUCACACAUGGUGAAUUCCAGCAGCGUCGCUGACCUAGUGAACUAUUUGGCAAAUGACUUAAGUUUGGAGGAAGCAUCUGCCUUUAUCACCGAGUACUCAAAGCAUCACGGGAAGCUGAUACCACCUGACUCUGUUCCCUGUGAGGUUCUGAAGAUGUUUCUUAAUGGGUCAUUGUAAAUCAUCAAACCUUUAUUCAAGAAGAACAAGAAGUUUGCAGUCUGCUAUUAACUGACCAUGUUUAUUAAGCUUUUUAAAUUGUGUGAGCUACAAGUUACAGCUGUCAGCCAACCAAUAAUGAAGAUUCUUUAUAGCAGCACAAUGAUGCCAUAAAGAACUCAUUUCUGAAUUAGUAAAUCUUUGCCUGUUACUUGUAUCAUGUAGCGAGGCUGUCGAUUUUCUACCGCAAAUAUGAAGGAAGCAACAUGCAAAAAUAUUUUGUGCCACUCCCACAAGAAAAACAACCUAUUUCGUUCACAUAUGCAAGUAAGAACAUCAGCCUUUUAAAUGUAUUCCAAGGACUGUGUAUAUAAUUUUUGCUGCAGGAUGUACCACUCAGUGGCCAGCCAAAAAAAGAGAAACCACUCUAGGUAUUUCAGGCCAGAAAGAUUUAAUGGUAGGCAUUGGUUACAAAGGUGUUAAAAGGCCUGAAGUCAUUAGAGAGAUGGGGGGGGGGUGCAGUGGGGGCACCAAAAGCCCAAGGGGACAGGGCUUGUUAGCUGCUGAUCAGGAAGCUGCUAGUCCUAACCCUCAGUUGGAGCCCUGAACCCUUGUUGGCCAGAGCUGUUGGAGCUGCCCUGCCACCAGAAAUGCUGAGCACCCCCACCAACACUGCUGAAAACUUAGUUCGCUGCCACCCCAUUGCCCUCUUCACCUCAGCUCCCUCGGCCUCUGCCAGGCCACCGCCUUUGUCCCACCUCCUCAGUCUUAUGCCACUGACGAGAAAUGACAGCUCCCUCUUACCAACAUUUACCAUCUUCCAUUAUGCUUGUGACUAACAAGAAUAAACUGAAUCUGUUAAAGCUCGAUUUCAUUUUCCUUUAUUUGCCAGUUGAGAAAAAGUGUUUCUAUACAGAAAAUGCAGGGUAGCUUUGUGAUUAAAAACAUGGGUUUUACACUCUGUGACACAAACUUCAGAAACACCUUUGAGGAGUCUUCUCCAGAAGCAAGGAAAACCAAGGAGAUAAACAGCUGGGGCCACAUCAGGCUAAAGGCUUCUGCACAGCAAGAAAGAAUAACCAGGAUGAAGAGAGGUCCUGCUGAAUGGGAGAAAAUAUUUGUGCACCACGUGAUGGAUAAGGGACUGAUAUCAAAGAUCUAUAAGAGCUCACACAACUCAACAAAAACCAAGCAAACAGCCCAAUCAAGAAAUGGGCAAAAGAACUAAAGACGCGCCGGUUUGAUCCCCGGCUGCUCCCCGGCCACCAGAGGAGGGUCCCACAUGG